Molecule: messenger RNA, 267 nt
Organism: Oryzias melastigma (Indian medaka)
Lineage: Eukaryota; Metazoa; Chordata; Actinopteri; Beloniformes; Adrianichthyidae
Product: cysteine protease ATG4C-like
Exons: 2
Molecular function (GO): protein-phosphatidylethanolamide deconjugating activity
Source: RefSeq, a predicted model, not a curated record
GUUGGGUUCUCAAAUCGAAGACUUCAUUCAGUAGGAAUUCCCCGGUGCUUCUGCUUGGAAAGUGCUACCACUUUAAGGCUGACGAUGAUGACAGUCCAGAUGAAGCCAGCUGCAGAGAACCAGAGGAUGGUUUCUCCAUGGGGAAUGUGGAAGCUUUCCGGAAAGACUUCACCUCGCGCAUAUGGCUGACCUACAGGGAAGAGUUCCCCCCUCUCCCGGGGAGCACCCUGACCACUGAUUGUGGAUGGGGCUGUUUGUUGAGGGCCG